GCCCAAGCGGGGCGCGGGAGACAAUGCCGGGCCCGGGCCCGGGCCCGCCCCGCGCCAUUCCCGCUGCACGUCACCGGCGGGGCGGGGCGCGGCGCCCGAUUUAAGGGGCAGCAAGGGGCGCGGCCGCUGCAGCUGCGAGUGUGGGAGCAAGCGGCGAAGGAGGCGGCAACAGCAGCUUCGGAGACCGGCACCAUGCGUGAGAUCGUGCACAUCCAGGCCGGGCAGUGCGGCAACCAGAUCGGCGCCAAGUUCUGGGAGGUCAUCAGCGAUGAACAUGGCAUUGAUCCCACGGGCAGCUACCAUGGGGACAGUGAGCUGCAGCUGGAGAGGAUCAAUGUCUACUACAAUGAAGCUGCUGGUAACAAGUAUGUCCCCCGUGCCAUCCUGGUGGACCUGGAACCCGGCACCAUGGACUCCGUGCGCUCUGGCCCCUUUGGACAGAUCUUCCGUCCUGACAACUUUGUCUUUGGUCAGAGCGGGGCUGGCAACAACUGGGCCAAGGGGCACUACACGGAAGGCGCUGAGCUGGUGGACUCCGUGCUGGACGUGGUGAGGAAGGAGUCGGAGAGCUGUGACUGCCUGCAGGGCUUCCAGCUGACCCACUCGCUGGGCGGAGGCACGGGCUCCGGCAUGGGCACCCUGCUGAUCAGCAAGAUCCGCGAGGAGUACCCCGACCGCAUCAUGAACACCUUCAGCGUCAUGCCCUCGCCCAAGGUGUCGGACACGGUGGUGGAGCCCUACAACGCCACCCUCUCUGUGCACCAGCUGGUGGAGAACACGGAUGAGACCUACUGCAUUGACAACGAGGCCCUGUAUGACAUUUGCUUCCGCACCCUGAAGCUGACCACCCCCACCUACGGGGACCUCAACCACCUGGUGUCGGCCACCAUGAGCGGCGUGACCACCUGCCUUCGCUUCCCCGGCCAGCUGAACGCCGACCUGCGCAAGCUGGCGGUCAACAUGGUGCCUUUCCCGCGGCUGCACUUCUUCAUGCCGGGCUUUGCCCCGCUGACCAGCCGCGGCAGCCAGCAGUACCGCGCCCUGACGGUGCCCGAGCUGACGCAGCAGAUGUUCGACUCCAAGAACAUGAUGGCCGCCUGCGACCCCCGCCACGGCCGCUACCUGACGGUGGCCGCCAUCUUCCGGGGCCGCAUGUCCAUGAAGGAGGUGGACGAGCAGAUGCUCAACGUGCAGAACAAGAACAGCAGCUACUUUGUGGAGUGGAUCCCCAACAACGUCAAGACGGCCGUCUGCGACAUCCCCCCACGCGGCCUCAAGAUGUCGGCCACCUUCAUCGGCAACAGCACGGCCAUCCAGGAGCUCUUCAAGAGGAUCUCGGAGCAGUUCACGGCCAUGUUCCGGCGCAAGGCUUUCUUGCACUGGUACACGGGCGAGGGCAUGGAUGAGAUGGAGUUCACGGAGGCCGAGAGCAACAUGAAUGACCUGGUCUCCGAAUACCAGCAGUACCAGGAUGCCACUGCUGAUGAGCAGGGCGAGUUUGAAGAGGAGGGAGAAGAGGAUGAGGCUUAAGCCACCUGGUAUCAAAGGAACUUCUGUAAAGCAGGCAUGCAUCUGAAUGACUUCUGGUAGUGGUGGUGGUGAAGCAUGUUUUCUAGAAACUAUGUACCCAAUUAUCCUCUCAGCAUUUGUAACUUUGCCAGAUUUCUCAGUGUAACAGUUCUGAAUCCUAAUUCUUACAAUGUUUUUUGUCCUUUAAUAUUAAGAGCACAUAAAGGCAUGUAUUCAA
Oenanthe melanoleuca is the source of this 1747-nucleotide messenger RNA. RefSeq names its product tubulin beta-1 chain. The transcript has 4 exons. Gene Ontology annotation, molecular function: GTP binding; structural constituent of cytoskeleton; GTPase activity. NCBI's taxonomy places the organism in Eukaryota, Metazoa, Chordata, Aves, Passeriformes, Muscicapidae. The record is from RefSeq and is a predicted model, not a curated record. Gene Ontology annotation, cellular component: microtubule; cytoplasm. Gene Ontology annotation, biological process: microtubule cytoskeleton organization; mitotic cell cycle. The coding region runs from base 193 to 1530 and encodes 445 amino acids.